GGUUUUCGUCGAUAAUGCAACUCCGCUUCAGAUUUGUUUUCCGCGAGUCUGCAGACGAAAUAACCAUUCCCUCGGUCGGUAUUUGGGCUUGUUAACAUUUUUCUUCAGUUAAAUUUCAUUCUCACGAGUAUUUGUUUAACGUUUAGUUUCAAUGCUAAGGAAGGAUCCAUGCAAAAAAACAGCUUGUGAGAUUCAGAAGUGUUUACAAGCUAGCAAUUAUCAAGAAUCUGCUUGCCAGCUUGUAAUUCAGCAAAUGCUACACUGUUGUAAACAGUGGGAACAUCUUCAUACUGUUUCAUGUUCUGGAUUUUCUGCAAAAUCUAAAGAAGACAAUCCCAUUUCUAAUGAAAAUGGGCAAUAACAAACUGUUUGCUCCAUCUGCAGAUCGUAAUAAGGGUCCAAUUUUGGAAGUUUUGCAAAAAUAUUACCCUUAUGAAAAAAACAAGGAUAGUCAUCUCUUUUGCUUAGAAAUUUCCUCUGGAACUGGGCAGCAAGUUGUUCACUUUGCCAAGAGUUUGCCUUUCAUGACAUUUCAGCCUUCAGAAUUCACCAUUUCUAAUUUGCCGAGCAUACAAGAGUAUGUAGUAGAAUCGGGUUUAACCAAUGUUUUGUCUCCUUUAGCCAUCGAUGUGACAGAUCCUAUUGAUCGCUGGAAUUUGGCUCGGGAAAAUUUUGAUUUGAUUAUAAAUAUCAACAUGAUGCACAUUAGCCCUUGGGAAUGCACGCUAUCCUUGUUUGAGAAAGCUGGUAAAUUAUUAAGUUCCAAAGGCUUGCUAAUAACAUACGGACCUUAUGCGCAUCACGGAGUGAUAAGCCCUGAGAGCAAUAUUAAUUUUAACCAAUCCCUAAAAGCCCGAGAUGCUCAAUGGGGUUUGCGAGACAUUGAUGAAUUGCAAAGCGUUGCUAAUCGAAACGGGUUAGAACUGAUGGAGAUUGAAGAAAUGCCAUCGAACAAUAAAACCCUUGUUUGGAAAAAAAUAUUUGCAAUCGAAGUGAAAUUGAUGUGAUGUGAAACGUGAGUAAAUGGCGUGACGUCAUCUUAAAACUAUGAUCGAAGUUGAGUAGUUAAUAUUCAAAGUUUAUUUUAUAACCGGUAAAAUGUGUUUUACAAAAAUCAUGAUUUCCUCUUAAUAAACACAUUUUCAUACAUGCUCA
This is a messenger RNA of Daphnia magna, 1155 nucleotides long. RefSeq names its product methyltransferase-like 26. Bases 345 to 1007 code for a protein of 220 amino acids. The transcript has 4 exons. NCBI's taxonomy places the organism in Eukaryota, Metazoa, Arthropoda, Branchiopoda, Diplostraca, Daphniidae. The record is from RefSeq and is a predicted model, not a curated record.